CGGACGACGUGGUGUUUGGAACGCAUUUCGCACUCUCCCCGGAUGCAAACCCAGUAGUGGCCCCGGUGUCCGUGUGAUGUGCGUAGCAACGUUCUAGUGGUCGUUGUCUCCAGCUUGGUCGUGUACAUUGGCCACGUUGGGUUUCUAGUGAAAGUGCGUUUGUGUUUGGUGAAAUAGAUAAGAAAUCGUCUGACUACAUGCUGGCGGCCCGUUGACAGUUGGGUUCACGAAAGGAAACGAACCGGAACCGGGAACGUCGGCAAGAAAGCGAAGAAAGGCGGAAAGCAGUGGGUUUGAACGCGUCUCCAUCGAUCGAUUCAACGUCUGGGUCGGUACCAUGUUGGAUCAGCUUGUUCACAGUUCGUGCCCAACCCCUCGAGAUGCUUCCAGACUAAGCUGCACGUGGAGCUAAUUGCAACACCGCCAGCCGGCCUUGCCAGCCCGCAUGUCCUUGCCGCACCCAAAUGACGAUGCGAUUCAACGUAAUUCCACGACCCUCAAUGAGUCUCACCGUGCCCGUGUACUAGUAACCCGGUCGUCGUCCAUGAUGACAGGUUACAACCGUGAACGACGCUUGGCGGGCUGCUGUAAGCACAAAAGUGCUUAACAUUGUGCAACCACCAACCGUGGAUCGGUGGGCUCUAAUCACCACCCUAAUGCGCUUCAUGUGCGAAAAGUGAGCUCGAUUUCUGGCACGAGUGUGUGCUUUGUGUGCUUGUGUGUGAGACUUUCAUCGCCGUCGUCGGUAAAACGUGCCCUCGAGCAAUCGUAAUAAGUUGCGAAUGAGAAACCAAAAAAAAAAGGAAAAGAAAUAAAGACAGAGAGAGAGAGAGAGAGAGAAAGAAAGUGCGAGUGAGAGAGAGAAAGAAAGGAAGAGUAACACGAUAAGGAUAUCCGGUCCGGUGCCAAGCCCUCCCGCACGAAGGGUGACAUCGAGCCGUGCAGUGUUGGCGAACUCCUCUUGGCGAAACUAGGACAGCCUGGGACGGACAACGUUAUAUGAUGAGAGGUCGACGAAUACCGAUCGCAUUACCGAACACUGGCGCACUGUCCCGUAGACGACACACGCUGUACAUCCGUUCCGCCAUAAUUGUAUUCAUCCUUUUCGCGUUUCUGCAGUUCCACGUGAUAAACUAUGACUCCUCCGAUAGCGGAUCCGGUGACAGCACCAACUAUUCGACGGCAGCGAUCCUGCAGAUGGUGCCGCCGGUAUUUCACAAAUAUUUGACCGGAAAGCCCCGCAACUCCACGCACGGUCACAAUGGUACCCACUUCGGAGGGGACGGGCCCCGGACGGCCAACAUCAGCGAGAUCCUGCGCAUGAUACACCGCUACAAUGAACUCCAGACGGUCCUCAACGAGGACAUCUACGGUCCAUUACAAAAUGAUUCUGUGAUAAUAGUAGUGCAGGUACACAAAAGGAUAACAUACUUACGGCACUUAAUUGUAAGCUUGGCCCAAGCGAGGGACAUUUCACGGGCGCUGCUCGUCUUCUCGCACGAUUUCUACGAUGACGACAUCAACGAUCUGGUGCAAAGCAUAGACUUUUGUAAAGUAAUGCAGAUUUUCUAUCCCUUCUCGAUACAAACGCACCCGAACGAAUUUCCCGGUGCCGACCCCGCCGAUUGCCCGAGGGAUAUUAAAAAAGAGCAGGCACUGCUGCGAAAGUGCAACAAUGCACUCCAUCCCGACCUGUACGGGCACUACCGGGAGGCCAAGUUCACCCAAACCAAACACCACUGGUGGUGGAAGGCGAAUCGAGUGUUUGACCAGCUGGAGGUCACCAAGUACCAUACGGGUAUGGUGGUGUUCCUGGAGGAGGACCACUAUGUGGCCGAGGAUUUUCUCUACAUCCUCGAGCUGAUGUUCCGGAAAGCGCAGGACCUGUGCCAGAAGUGCAACAUCCUGUCGCUGGGCACAUAUCUGAAAACUUUCAACUACUACACGUACAACAAGAAGCGUGGCCAGCCCUAUGUAAAGAGCUGGUACUCGGGCCACAAUGGUAAAGCGGGCACCGCAUGGGGGGAUGGGCAGCGAUCGAUUCCCGAUUGGGGACCGUCAGCAUCCUUUUCGGUGUCCUAUGGUGCGCUUAGCCGCAGCCAGCUCAAAGACGCCGCACGUCGCAUUCGAGCAACGAUCGAUGUUGGGGCGCUACUUGAUCAAAAGCAAUACAUUCGCCAGGAUACGAUCGGGCGAACCGAUGGGUUAAACCUGCUGCGGGUGACGUCCACCACCAAGACGGGUCGCUCGUCGGACGAUUCGUUACACAAUCAGCUUGGGUUUGGGGCAGCUCACCACAACGACAUCUUUGUAAAUGACGAACGUAACGGUGUUCUUAACGCUCCUUCCACUCCGUCGAUCUUUCAUCCCUGGCAACACCGGCGCCCAUUGCAGCACCAGCAACAGCAGAAGCUUCUGCAACAGCAGCGCCAGCUGCAGCAACAGCAGCUGCUCCAAAAGCAGCAGCUACAACGCCAACAGCAGCUGCAACAAAAGCCACACCAGCAGGAGCAACACGCACAGCAGCAGCCAGCAUCGCUUCCGACGCAGGUCACCACCGAAAAGUACGCGUCCCAGUCGCAAUGGGGCUACCAGGUGUUACCGACCCUGUACUCGAUCUAUCAGAAGGUUGAGGUGACUCCCUGGAUCAGCAGCAAGCACAACAUGGGUAUGGCGUUCAACCGCACCACCUGGUACGACAUAGUCCGUUGCGGGCGGCACUUUUGCGAGUACGACGACUACAACUGGGAUUGGUCACUGCAGCACGUGUCGCAACAGUGUCUGAAGCAGAAGCUGCACGUGAUGGUUGUGAAAGGACCACGGGUUUUCCACAUCGGUGAAUGUGGGGUCCAUCACAAGAAAAGCAACUGCGAGUCGAACCAGGUGAUCUCAAAGGUGCAGCAAGUCCUUAAGGUGGCUCGUGGUUCUCAGCAGCUGUUUCCUCGCUCGAUAUCGCUCACUCAGACGAGCGUUAUCAAGAAGACAAAACUACGCAAGGGCAACGGUGGCUGGGGUGACCAGCGGGAUCACCAGCUGUGCUUCAACAUGACGCUGGUGGGACGGUAAUGGGGCGGAACAUGUCUCUAUGACACCCCGCGCUGCAUACGCACAUUCCUUGCUGUCCACGGAGCGCCGUACAAGGCGCGGCUUACAACGAGGACUGUGUGAAACAACGAAUCGUCGUUACAAGAAGUAUCCUAGCAACCGGUGGAAAUCGUAGAGCAACCAAGCAACCAUCUCCCAUCGCCCUCUCCUUGUGCCGGUUUGACCACGUGUAGCACAACCCGCGCAUGGUUGGAUCGGAGAACGACCAAACCAAAGUUAUGUACACGUUUCUUUUUCGUUUUAGAAUGUUACCUAAGCUAUAUAGCUAAUCGUUCGAUCUGUUCACUUGUUUUUUUUUGUCUUUGUUGUACCUUAUAAGUCACAACGAUGGUUCAUGUUAACGGAUGUUACCAAAAACGGUACCGAAGGCCAAGAAAUAGUAUUAGGUAUUUAGGCUUAGAUUGUACGAACCCAGGCAACAGACGAAACCCAAGUCGCACCACAGUGGCGAAAAAACUUCAAAAGCGUUAUGCAUGGGUUUAUAUUUAUUUAACAUCAUUUGUCAACCACCAGCUCAGUGUGGAGUUAAAUGUUCCGUGUUGCCGUAGCACGCUAUACCAUGGUUCGUAUGUAAGAUUCCAAGACCAAUCGUCACCGGGUUAGUCUCGUGUUUUGUUUUAUUUUGUUUCCUACGUUUAGGGCACUGUCGAUUACGAUAAACGUCUAGACAAUGUGUGAUAUAAGUUUGCGGACCAUUCGUUCCAUGCGAUUCGUGGUUGAGAAAUGUAUCCACAGUUUUGUUUACUUACCCAACAGAGCUGAUUGAAGUUUUUUAAAUCCUGCAAGAGACGCGUGAUCCACAUUCAACGCUCGAACGAAAUAGUAAGUGUUUGUAAUGUCGAAUGUCCUUUUUUGCGAUAGUGAAUAAGUGUAACGUUAGGUGUAAUGGUAACGAAAACAAUAAAACUAUGUGAACGGCACACACGCAACUAAUUUGACCGAAUGUAAAAAUUAUUGCCUGAAAGUUACUGUAUUUCAUUUUGAGAAAUUUUUUUACUAUCUUGUAA
Molecule: messenger RNA, 4112 nt
Organism: Anopheles nili
Lineage: Eukaryota; Metazoa; Arthropoda; Insecta; Diptera; Culicidae
Gene: Mgat2
Product: alpha-1,6-mannosyl-glycoprotein 2-beta-N-acetylglucosaminyltransferase
Exons: 13
Coding region: 1000-3066 (688 amino acids)
Biological process (GO): protein N-linked glycosylation; oligosaccharide biosynthetic process
Cellular component (GO): Golgi membrane; Golgi stack
Molecular function (GO): alpha-1,6-mannosylglycoprotein 2-beta-N-acetylglucosaminyltransferase activity
Source: RefSeq, a predicted model, not a curated record